AUGUGGUCUCGUGUUUUGUUCGUCUUCCUCUCGGUUGUUGCAGCUCUGACAGAGGCUGGUGCUACAUGUGAUUUGACUGUUCAACCAGCAACAUGGGCAAGAGUUAUGGCAAGAAAUGUAUUCUUCAAUGCGUGGGAACCUGAUAGCUACUUCAAUUUGCCUGGAUUCUGUGUUAAUAAUGACAUGAUGUCUCAUUCCCUCAACUAUUCAUCUCAUGUCAAUCUUGCUGAUCCAUCUGUUCAAGUCAAGCAAGAUGUCGCCACCAACACUAACUUCACCGAUUCUCUGAUUAAUUGCGGACAAAACAACUCUCGUGUCCAAUGGUGUCAAUCCCAUUGCUCUAAUAAGCAGCUUGAAAAUCUUAUUGUCUCAACUGCAGUUAUCAACGGAAGUCUUCCGUUGGCUACUGCUAAACAGGUCUACUCGACAUUGGGAUCCCCAAAUGACACUACAAUUGCUUCAAUUCAAGUUGAUUUGUAUGCACAGAACCUCCGAAUUGACUAUGACUAUUAUGAUGACAUCAAUUUCUGUUCAGUCUACGUGAAAGUCAAGAAUCCAACCAUGUUCCCUUAUGCUCUCUUUGUAACUGUUCAGAAGGUUCUUGGUCUGUAA
Molecule: messenger RNA, 612 nt
Organism: Caenorhabditis remanei
Lineage: Eukaryota; Metazoa; Nematoda; Chromadorea; Rhabditida; Rhabditidae
Exons: 4
Coding region: 1-612 (203 amino acids)
Source: RefSeq, a predicted model, not a curated record